Molecule: messenger RNA, 5376 nt
Organism: Gymnodraco acuticeps
Lineage: Eukaryota; Metazoa; Chordata; Actinopteri; Perciformes; Bathydraconidae
Gene: kiz
Product: kizuna centrosomal protein
Biological process (GO): spindle organization
Cellular component (GO): centrosome
Source: RefSeq, a predicted model, not a curated record
AUGGUAACCAAUGUAAACACCGGCCAUCCUCCUCCUCAUAUCUUACUCGGCUUUGCAGCGCAUAAGCGGGAGAAAAUUGCAAACAUGGCUCGCAGUGAGGACCAGUAUUAUGAGAAGAUAACAUCGAUUCAACAGAGCAUGCAUAAAAGGGAGAAGCGGAGGCUGCAGCUGGAGAGGGAACUGUUUGCUUACUCCAGAUCUGAUAAAAGAAUCUCACAGAUAAAGUGUUCCAAACUGCGCAGUUAUCUCAAAGAAAUCUGUGACAGGGAAGCACGAGCGAAAAGGAGAAACCUUGAGCUUCUGAGAGAUGUGGAGUGCAUAGAAAUUAGCAUGAAGGAAUAUCGUCCUGACCAUGGCCCCCUGCAACAACAAAAGAUUUCUAGAUGUAUGGAAGCAAAGACGAAUAUGGAGAAAGAACUUGAUGCAGCAAUGGUUGACGCUGUGCACAGACAGCACCAGGACAGCUCCCUCUCUCAUCCAGUUAGGGACUCUACACAGCCAUCAGCAGUCAUUUCUAUGGGCCGCCAGACCUCCAGAGGGUCUGACGCUGAAGCUGGCACCACAAGUGUACACUCACACCAAGCAUUGCAUCGUUCACCCAAUCGCAGCAUGCACUCCCGCGAACGUCUACCAAGUGGCCUUUUGAAGGACUUCAGAGUUGGCGGAGAGGAUGCCGCCGGCAACCGAGCACAUUUAUCAGAUGACAUUUCAGGCUCAAACGAUUCCCCAGACGGCUGUAAUUUGAGUGACAAACAUGAAAGAACGAUGGUGAUGCUCCCAUCUGUCCGCGCAUUAACAGGCGCAGCUGGCAAUGUGCCUUUUGGAAGUGAUGAUGAACAAGAACCAUCACCUUUAGUGACCUUGACGGGGCUUGAGAAGAAACCCAGCAGCAGUAGACUCAUGAAGGCUGAUAAUUCCCCUGUAGAGCACUCUGACCCCCGAGAAGCGGCUCAUCAGCCACCCAUAAUGGAAGAUGUGGAGAGAGCUCUCGGCCAUUUCCUGCCUCAAACCACUUUCGGAGAAGAAGCUGAAGAUAUACCAGGUAGAGGCGAGAGCGUCAGCACACCUAGCUCUGAUGUGCAGCUGUCCGAGAGCACUGCAAGCGACCUGUCCAUUUCCCUGACACAAUCUGAGCUGGAUGAGGAUCCACCAGAGGGUGUGGCACCUGAGAGAAAUGCCACUUCUGAAUUGAGCAAUGAUCAAAAUCAACACAGUCCUGAAACCUCCCUCCACUCUGACGGGUCCAAAAACAAACCCCAGUCAAACGGCCAGUCCUCCGCUCCAGCGGUGACCUUGGAAAGUCUCUCCCAGGAAGGACUCUUUAAUCUGCUAGACGACAUCGAAGGACGACUCCAUGGUGAGCAGACGUGUGUGUACGAGGAUGCUUCGAUUGAUGGAAGACAACUCCAGAGAAUUAUCCGCCUUUGUAACGGUGGCAAGGGCGUGAAUGGCGAGGACCUUAAAGCAUGUGGAGCAGUCAUCCUUCAUGAGCUUCAGAGGUUGUCAUGGGGCACAGAAAAGGGUUGCCUGCUACCUCAGGAUCUAGUGGAUGCUCAGCAGUCCAGCACUGAGCCUAAUGCAAUAAGCACCAGCCUCCCUCCUGAUGCCGCUCGGCUGUGGGAUCGCUGGUUCAAGCACGCCCUUCUGCUGAAGGAGCAGCGUGUCCUCAGCACUGAGCGCCUGGUCCAGCUGUUCACGCCGCUGCUGCUGGAGCGCCAUGCCACCUACAGCCACCAGGCCAAAGUGCUGCUGAGGACACUUGUGUCCCGGUCCAGUGAGGAGUGCCCCUCAGCGGAGGACGAGAGUGACUCGACUCCUUCUUCUGGUCCUCCUUCUCCCCUGGCGGACGCUGAUGUGACUCCCGCCAAGCCGGUACAGAAGCAACAGAUCCAAGAACUACAAAGUACUGAAGAGGACAGCCAGGCCGAAAGCCCUGUGGAAAGUGUUCCUAUUAGAGAGACAAAAGCAUAUCAGUUACUUAAACAAUCAGCGAUGCAGGAAAGGCUGCAGAGCUCUGAAGAGGAGGAGGAUGAACUCUCAGGAAUAAAUCAUGACCAUGAAGAGGACCUGGGGAGGGCCAAACGCUCCUCACAUCAAGACCCUUACCCCGGGAAAGAGAAGACUAACUCAAAAAUUCUUUCUAUUCUGAAGACCAAAGAUUUCUGGGGGGGUUCGGAUGACAGCAACUCGGAGAUUGAAGCAGCCUUACGUCCUCAACCUUUCAACAAAAACAGCGGUGACAGCGACAGCUUCAGUGACUGAUAAUUCCCUGUAGAUAUUUUUGAAAUGCACUACAUUAUAUCGCUCCAAAAUUCCAGGCAGUUUGGCUCACAGUAAUUCAAGUUCUUUUAUUGGUCUGCAUUGUAAAUCAUAUGCACACUGUAUUGUAAAAACAAAUAAUAAAGUUGACAGCUCUCACGCCGGGUAAAGUAUGUGAAGAGUUGUCCAACACUCUGAUGUUAACCCUGCUUCAGUCUCUUUAUCUGAACAACUCUCCCGGCUCAUAAUAACAGCUCGAAAUAGAUUAAACUGAUCUUUUAAAGCGAUUUGUUUGCACUAGGCUGAAAAUCAUGCAUUUUGAAUGCCGCGAGCAUCUCCGAGUGCUCUACCUCCAGCAUGCUCGAGUGUAGUGAUGUGAGUCACCUGUGAAAUGACAAAGCACAAUGGCCACUCUGCACGCUGCUGCGCGACCUGUGAACCUGCUGAAGAGGCGCAUCUCCCAGGGCACAAAGUGUUGCUAACAAACUCCGAAUAUUUAGAACCUCCGGCAAGCGCUCUGUUCAAAUCUACACAGCUGCUUCUUUGAUAAUAAUACCACAGAAACACAUGUGUCUAAAUGCCUCUCAGUUGUUGUGCCCAUGAGUCUCGAGUAGCAGGAUCGUUGCUGAAACCACACAUUAGUCUUCUCCCUUUUAGCAUUUUGCAGCACAUUCAACGCUCUGUAUCUAAUAAUAACUCUGAGCUGCUGUGUGGGAGGCUACAUUCCCAAGUUUACAUUUAUACUUCAUUAUGUCUGUAGUGUACAUUUCCAAAUCUGCCAUUCUGGGAUGUGGUAAAAGCCCCCUGGCAUUCAGUGUCAGCAGGAUUCCAUUAGUCAGCUCCAGGUGACUUUACAUGCCUGAACCUUUUUAAAGUAGGACUCCACAUUCAUUACCAAUAAUGGCUUCAGACGGCCCUGACCCACCACAGAAAAGGGACCAUGGCAGAAUAAUUUGGAGUUUGCUAAAAGGCUCCCUAACAUAAUAUCCAUGUUAAGGAGCAUGUCAACAGAUACUUGUGUGCGACAGAUAGCUCACAGUGGAAGCGGAGUUAUAUUGUACUAAUGUGUACUAACACUAAUAUUAAAAAAAAAGAACUGAUGAGGGACACAAUGAGGAUGACAUUCGGCUAAUUCUUUAAUGUCAUUCUGCGUGUAGAGGGAGGUCAGGAAGGUGUUUAUCUUGCAGUUAAGGGGCGUUAUCCGUACAGCGUUAUCAAUAUGAGUUCUAACAGCAUUGGUGUUGUGAAGGGGAUCAAUGUUUAUAUGACUUAACACAUGGUGAGUCCAGAUCACCACAAGAGUAAGGGAGAUGGGUGAUAUUGGUAUUUUUUACGACAGUGCUACGACUUCAAAUUUUUGAACACUACUUAUCCUCCCUUACAAUAACUAAUAGGAGAUCAUUUAUCUUUAUAAUAGAACACUUUUUUUUAGCUUAAAACAGCUCAAAUAUCUGAGAAAAGGCAUUGAAACUUAUUAUGCCAAUUAUUUUCUAGAUGAAUCAAUUAUUUGUUUAUAAAAUGAGUUUAAAUAUGAUGUUUUGUCAGUCCAAAGCCCUAAAAUAUGCACUUUUAUCUCAUAAAUAGUUGAGAAAAACAGGAUAACGCUAUAUUUAAAAGUUUGAAAUCAGCCUUUUCUCAAAUGUUCAGAACUUGACAACCAUAAUGAGUAACAAGCACAACAACCACGUCUACUGGCAGAGUAUGAAUACAUCUCAUGUUUUCUUUAAAUGCUAUAACCCAUUCUUUAUGCACCCAUUUCCUACCUUAUCAAAGGUCAAGGUCUGACACUGCAGCUUUUUUAAAUGUACAUGCGAUGUGAAUAACCCGUGGGCUGUUUGACAACACAGCAGGCAGCGCUCAGUAGUGAUACAACACUACUGACAUCACAAACCUGCAACAGAGAAUAUUAUAACUAAUAUUGUUUAGUUAUCAUCAAAUAUAUCAGAUCAACUAGUGAACCGCACAAAGAGAAAAGCAGUAAACAGUUUCCAGCUUCUUAAAUGAGUCAUUUCUCAGUUGUUUCAAUUCUUUAAUGAUAUAUAUUUGAUGCUUUUGGCCUGCCGUUGUGACAAAACAUGCCAUUUUUAGAUACCACUAUUCACUCUAUGAAACUGUUAAGGACUCUUUUUAAUAUUUGCUGAUAUUUUAUUGAUCAAAACAAUAAAUCAGUUUAUCAGUCAUUCAUGUUUUAAGCAACUAAAACUGAUGUUAUAGUCAUAUCUAAGAUCACUAACAUUUAUUUGUAAUCAAAUCUCAUAGAAGCAGUGCGGCUCCUAGAGUACGGCGUAUUGAAGACAUGGUGUGACCUUCAAGUUCUUCAGAAAUAUAGCUAUGAAUGUCAUUUCUGUGUUGUACAUAAAAAGUGCAUUUAUCCAACAGAUGAUGAAACAAAGAUUUAAGACCAGACAAGGUUACACGGAUCACAUAAUAACAUUAAUAUGCUUUUGAAUGUGCGCUUGCAACAACCACUGUGUUGUGAGUAUGGAAGCCUGUUCCUUUCAGUCUGGCACGCUAUCAAGUACUGAGCUUAAAGCCAUUCAUGUUCGGCCCACAUCAAUUCAGCCUUUUUUUCCUCACCAAUUGCUGCCAUGAGUGUCUGGAAAGUUUAGAGGAGGGUCUUGCUCCCUCACAAGCCAGAUUGACCUACUUUUUGUCGAGACAACUUCCAAUAAGACAGGGUCAGUGUUCUUGCAUUGGAGUCUCCCACAUGUGUCUAAUUUGUUCAAAAGACACUUGUGUUACUUACUAGUAACAGGAAAAGUGGAUUCAUCCCUCUAUGAUAGUCCAUGCAUAUACAUAAUCAUAGAAAUGCUUUAAAAAUGGCUAUUAUUCAUUUUGGAUUUAUGUACGAAUAAGAAUAUAAUGUUAUCUGUAAGUGGGGGACACAUAGAUGAAAGCAAGAGGCAAAGUUAAACACAUUCAUCCACAAUGCUGUGGUUUCGCUCUCAUAUGUUUGUGUAAUGUAUUCCUGCCUGCCGGACAAACCGAGGCUCUUGAGUGUGCGCCUUCUAUUCUCCCCUACCCUACUUUUAUUUUUAUCACUGAAUAAUCAUUAAGAGCAAGAUCAUUUUGAUCUUCUGCCUCAAUAGGCCUCAAUUAAAUAUUCAUUCAUUCUGA